CAAUACAACAGAUGAGCAUGAGUGAGAAUCAAAAAAACCAAAACGGUGAAGUAAAGCAAGAGAAGCCUGAUGCAAACCAUGGCGGCAAUAGUGGUGGAUCGCAGGAAACCACUCGGCAGGAUAGUAUCGAAAGGAUUAUGCUCCGCAAACAGAAGGUUUACCAGCUACCAAGGAAUCAAAAGCUUACGAAGCUUUCGAUGUACUCUUCUUGCCAAGCAAAUGAAUGCCGCUGCAGUGGUUGGAAAACACCGGAAGAAAAUCGCCACAAAGACGUCGAGGUGGAUUAUUGUCCCGAUUUCGCAGAGGAGUGUCGAAAUCCGAACUGCAAACAUAGCCUAGAGACACACAUUCAGCACUUGGGAGAUAUCACCGAGGAACAGAUGAACGAGCUGCUGGGAGCUAUAGUUGAUGUGGAAAAUCUGUACAUGAGCAUGCUCCGUGAGUCGGAUACUGAUACGAAGAAGGUUUAUGCUUACCUAUUCCGUUUGCUGCGACAAUGCAUUUUGACGCGAACGCAGGCAGUUAUCAGAGGCCCAUUAGGAGAUCCUCCGUUCGAACAACCGUCGAUUUCGAAAGCUGUCACCAACUUCGUACUUCACAAAUAUGGCCACCUACAUCAAGCUGAACUGGAUUCGAUGACAGAUGUAGCCAAAACGUUUCUCCAUUGUCUGAAUCAUUGGAACUUUGAAGCUCCGAGCGCACGGCAGGAUUUAGUUAAUCAAGAAGACGUUUCGAAUUAUAAGAUUAACUACACACGUUGGUUGGUGUUUUGCCAUGUACCGGCUUUCUGUAGUUCCCUUCGUCACUUUGAAACGUCAAUCGUUUUCGGUCGUACACUGUUGAAAGCCGUCUACCAGUACGUGUAUCAGCAGCUGCUGAUGCGUUGUAAAAUUGAACGUGACCGUAUGCCUCCGGAAAAGCGAAUUAUGCUGACACAGUUACCCAAAUUCCUCGAGGCACUCAAGCAGGAGGUGGUGAACGAAGAUUCUCCCAUCUGGUCUCAGAACUUUAAACCCUCAGCUUCACUCUUGCUGCACAAAGCCAAACGCCAGCAUGAAGGACCAUCAUCUUUGGCUGGAACUGGUAAGAAACUGGGUGAAGCUAAGCGCUACAAAAAGGAAUCGGACUGUGAAGAUCUUUCCGACGACGUGGUGGCCCGGGCUUUGAAGCGUAUCAACGACUCGAACUAUUCCAGCCGGGCCGAGGUAGUUUUUCCUCCAAAUGCCCCACGCGAUGAAGCCGCUAAGGCGGAAGAGAAUCGACGGGAAAUCGAGUUUCACGUUGUUGGAAAUUCACUUACCAAGGCUGUGACGAAGCAAUCGAUGCUCUGGUUACUUGGAUUGCACAGCGUUUUCGCUCAUCAGCUGCCUGGAAUGCCUAGAGAGUACAUCAGCCAACUAGUGUUCGAUCCGAAACACAAAACACUGGCCUUGAUAAAAGAGGGUCGUCCGAUAGGAGGAAUCUGCUUCCGGACAUUCGUAUCGCAAGGCUUUACAGAAAUCGUUUUCUGUGCCGUUACUAGCAGUGAACAGGUUAAGGGAUAUGGUACCCAUCUUAUGAAUCAUCUGAAAGAUUAUAGUACUCAACGGGGCAUAAAACAUUUUCUCACAUACGCCGACGAGUUUGCGAUCGGAUACUUCAAGAAGCAGGGAUUUUCCAAAGACAUAAAAGUAGCACGCCAUGUUUAUGCUGGAUUCAUCAAAGAGUAUGAAGGUGCGACGCUUAUGCACUGUGAGCUCCAUCCCAGUUUGAUCUACACACAGUUCAGUUCUGUUAUACGAAAGCAAAAAGAGAUCGUGAAGGAACUCAUCACCCAGCGUCAGCAAGAAGUACAAAAGGUGCAUCCAGGGUUGACCUGUUUCAAGGAAGGUGUCCGAAGUAUACCGAUAGAAUCGAUACCCGGUCUGCGGGAAGUAGGAUGGCGACCGACUUUCCGAGCACAGCGAACUGCUCGCCCACUAGAGGAAUCGGCUGACCCGGAUAAAUUAGCCAACUCGCUGAGUGGAGUGUUACUUGCCGUUCGGCAGCAUACAGCUGCGUGGCCUUUCUUGAAACCGGUCAAUCAAGUGGAAGUACCGGACUAUUAUGAUCACAUUAAAUAUCCAAUGGAUCUCAAAACCAUGACGGAACGUUUGAAAAACAAGUAUUACGUCACCAGACGGUUGUUCAUGGCUGAUAUGGCCCGAAUUUUUACUAAUUGUCGACUCUACAACUCACCAGAAACGGAAUACUAUCGCUGUGCCAACACUCUCGAACGGUACUUUCAAACUAAAAUGAAAGAAAUCGGUCUGUGGGAUAAAUGAUGUCCACUGAACAAUCCCGAUAGAGGAACAAUGCAACCAACCUGCCAAGAAGAUGAUGAAGACGAGGAUAACAAUCAGGACGAUAAUGAUAACGGAAAUGAUGAAGGCGAUGACGACACAAGUGUUAGCACCGUAGAAGACGCUGUACCUACCGGUGGUAACAAAAAGGAUAGCGCUCAAUGUUCACCCAGUUUAGUGGGUGAGCAUCGGAGAACUUACAAAAAGUGCAUUGCCAAUGAUGACCGACGGUACGACUUUCAAUCGUAUGGAACUAUUUACAGCAAAUCGGAUGCAAAGAGUAAUUAUGGAAGAAAGAGUGUACCAGGUGCCAUUGGUGCACCACGCCACGUUGCGAUUUCGAUCGCAGGUCCAGCUGGACCCGGAACUCUGGGAAAGGAAGACAUAGUGGUUGGUUUGGACAGCGACAACAUCGGAACCGAAAGAGUUGCCAUUGGUAAAAGUAAAUAAUUUAAUGGAAUGCAAAUGGAAAAAGGAAGCAAACCCUUCAAGGAUCUAUCUAAAAAAAGCCAUACAUCAAAUAAAUGUAUGUUGUUAAAUUGCCUACACAGUUGAAAAAAGAAUCAGAAAUUGUACAUUUUUAAUAUCAGCUCAAACAAUGGUAUCAGAAAAUAAAAUACUAUUUGCUUUAUUGUGCA
This is a messenger RNA of Anopheles moucheti, 2959 nucleotides long. RefSeq names its product histone acetyltransferase KAT2A (gene Gcn5). Gene Ontology annotation, biological process: positive regulation of transcription by RNA polymerase II; chromatin remodeling. The transcript has 7 exons. The coding region runs from base 12 to 2303 and encodes 763 amino acids. Gene Ontology annotation, cellular component: histone acetyltransferase complex; nucleus. Gene Ontology annotation, molecular function: histone H3 acetyltransferase activity; protein binding. The record is from RefSeq and is a predicted model, not a curated record. Lineage: Eukaryota; Metazoa; Arthropoda; Insecta; Diptera; Culicidae.